Messenger RNA from Pistacia vera, 812 nucleotides. Its product is annotated as ycf20-like protein. The transcript has 2 exons. The coding region runs from base 99 to 731 and encodes 210 amino acids. The record is from RefSeq and is a predicted model, not a curated record. Lineage: Eukaryota; Viridiplantae; Streptophyta; Magnoliopsida; Sapindales; Anacardiaceae.
GUUUUGUGGUUUGAUCUUAUUAUGUUUAGUUUUUGUGGUGGAAUUGAGUUCUUACUUUGUUCUUUGUAUUGUUUUCAAGUGUGUUUGGUUGUUCGGUGAUGGCUUGUCGCGUGGGAGGGAUUCGACUGCAGUCGAGUUUAGUGAUACCGGAGAGUGAUGUCUCUGAAGGUUCUUGUAUAAUGCUUGCAACUUGUAGAAAUCAGAAGAGGAAAAAUGAACCGAGUACCAGUGGAAGAGCUUCAAGGAUUGGUAUGAAGUUUACUUCUUUUUCAAAAAGGAGUUUUCAGACAAGAAGACGUGGUUGGAAAAUAGCAUUCGCCUUGGACACAGGUGGGAUAUCCGGGAAUGGUGGACAAGAGAGCCUUAAUGGCGACACUUCUGGUCUUGGUGGCACUAGAUUGGGUCGGAUAGUGAGUGCUGGUGGCAGACUGCUACUGGAGAAACUCAACAUGGCAAGAAAGAACUUUCCCAUGAAGAUAUUUCUCCUUCUAUUAGGUUUCUACACAGCAAAUGCACUGGCUACAAUCCUUGGUCAGACAGGUGACUGGGAUGUACUAGUUGCUGGUAUUGUGGUUGCUGCCAUUGAGGGCAUCGGUAUGCUUAUGUACAGAAAGCGUCCUUCCUCAUCAACAUCAACUGGGAGGUUGAAGUCUUUUGUCAUUCUUAUGAACUAUUGGAAGGCGGGUGUGAUCUUAGGCCUCUUUGUCGACGCUUUCAAGUUAGGAAGUUAAUUUGCUUAGAUAUUUAUGUAUGUGCAUUAGCCACACUUUCAUUCUAAUAAAAUCCCUGCUGUGUAGCCAAAUUUGAUUGAA